Sinocyclocheilus anshuiensis is the source of this 2515-nucleotide messenger RNA. Its product is annotated as phospholipase D3-like. NCBI's taxonomy places the organism in Eukaryota, Metazoa, Chordata, Actinopteri, Cypriniformes, Cyprinidae. The coding region runs from base 208 to 1671 and encodes 487 amino acids. The record is from RefSeq and is a predicted model, not a curated record. The transcript has 12 exons. Gene Ontology annotation, molecular function: catalytic activity.
UGUACUGCAGUGCAAACAGAGAAGUGUACUCACUGUUUACGCCGAUUUCACCUCGUUAUUGUUAACAGAGAGCACUUGUCUUCGUCUGUAAAUAGAGCUCAUUGACAGCUGAUUUACCGCUGUGUCUCAAACGGGAUAGUUUGCUUUGUGAGCUGUUAGAUCACAGGAUUUUUAUUUCCUCCUAAUGCACUGGUGAACCUCGACACAAUGAAGUCAGAUAUACCAUAUGAAAAGAUGGUUGAUGUGGAGCUAAGCAGAGGAGAAACACAUCUUGGCUCACAAAAGUAUUACAGGUGUCUGAUCAUCCUCACCUGUUUAACCACAAUACUGUUGAUACUCCUGUCACUCCAAACCCUGCUUGUUCCCAUGGCAACGUCUUCCUCGUCCUCCUCCUCAAAAUCAUCUGGACAGCAGGAGCACCUUCUAAUCAGAGAAACCUGUACUGAUCCCUGCAGGAUUGUUUUAGUGGAGAGUAUUCCUGAGGGACUGGUGUUUAACUCCUCAACCACUCAUCAGUCCGUAUAUGAAGCCUGGCUCAACCUUAUAUCUGGUGCUCAGACCAGUCUGGACAUCGCCUCCUUCUACUGGACUCUUACCAAUGACGACACGCACACACACGAGGCCACAGCUAAUCAGGGUGAGCAGAUUCUGCAGGAAUUAGGACAGCUCUCGGGGAAAGUGUCGGUCCGAAUUGCAGUUGAUAAACCAUCAGAGAAAAAACCUAUGGAUGACAUUAAGUUUCUGACUGAUUCUGGAGCUGAUGUACGGAUGGUGAAUAUGCGAGAGCUGACGUCAGGUGUGCUGCAUACUAAAUUCUGGAUCGUGGAUAAGAAGCACAUUUACAUAGGAAGCGCCAAUAUGGACUGGAGGUCACUAACACAGGUGAAGGAGUUGGGUGCGGUUGUGUAUGACUGCAGCUGUCUUGCUAAGGAUCUUGGGAAGAUCUUCGAGGCGUAUUGGUACCUAAAUCAGACCAAGACCGUUCCUGCACACUGGCCCAAAAACUACUCCACCCUGUACAACAAGGACACACCCAUGCAGCUGUCACUCAAUGGGACCGAUGCCAGCGCCUAUCUAUCAAGCUCUCCUCCUUCACUGUGUGCCGAGGGCCGGACUCCAGACCUGCAGUCUAUCCUCAGCGUGAUUGCUGAUGCCCAGCAGUUCGUCUACAUCGCUGUGAUGAACUAUCUCCCCACUAUGGAGUACUCCAGCCACAAAAGGUACUGGGCGGAUAUCGAUACCCAGCUGCGGCGCGUGGCUUAUGAGCGUAAAGUUCGUGUGCGUCUGCUGAUCAGUUGUUGGGACAAUACCAACCCCAUCAUGUUCCCUUUCCUCCGUUCGCUAGCUUCCUUACAGGGCAAGAGCAAGCUGGACAUUCAAGUGAGAAUUUUUACUGUGCCUUCCGACCCUCGACAGAAACACAUUCCCUUUGCCAGAGUCAACCAUAACAAGUACAUGGUCACAGAUAAGGUUGCUUAUAUAGGCACGUCUAACUGGUCAGGGGACUACUUUGUGAACACAGCUGGAUCUGCAUUAGUGGUGAACCAGACUUCAGCUCAGUCCACAACCCCCACAGUCCAGGAGCAGCUGCAGGCAGUGUUUGAGAGAGACUGGGACUCUCCGUACAGCACUGACGUCAACCACAUAACCAACCGCAAAGACAUUUGCUAGACCAGGCUUUGUGCCGGUGCUGUGGCCUUCACACUGCAGGGGGCGCUGGAGAGUGCAAAACACUGUUAAAUGGCAUUUGCUGGAGGAUAGUUUUCAGUAUAGAGUUCUGCUCCAUUUCUGGGUUCUAAAAUACCAGCUUGCCUGUCCAUCUUAUCAUGAGCUACUUUUGCACUCAUAAAAACUAAUAAUGAUGUCACUUUCACCUCUGACCAGUUGCAUAUAUUUUGCACAAAAUGUCUUUUAAAUGACAAUGCAAUGAAAUACCUCUUAACAGAAACACUUUCCUGUUAAUUGAUUAUUUUGAACAUAGUUUCUCAGGAAAAAUCAUAUUAGCAUUGAUUCAAUGUAUUGUUCAUAGCUGCUUUCGCUUUCUAAAGUGAUUUCAAUUGCUGCAUUUAAAAAUCAGAUCUGAUUCAUCAAAGAAGCAGGAUUAUUGGAUUAAUAACCAGUCUAUUGUCAUGAACGUCUCUGAAGGCAUUCUUGCAUGUCUGAAUGCAUUUGUUGUGGUGUCACCACUACUUGACUGUUUAAUUCACUCACACCACACAUGAGUUUUUACUUCAGGACAUGUGGGUUUUUUUAUGAUGUCUAAAAAUCUGGAAGUGAAAAUGUCACAGCGUCAUUACCAGAUAUAAUCAUAAAGGGGAAUAGUGAGGGAUGUGAGUCCGUUUGAAGCUUUUAUAACCUUUUUGAUUUUGAAAAUACGUACACUUUAUUGGCUGUGAACCUUAAAAAAUUUAAGGGAGGGUUUUUUUUUUUCCAAAAUUUAGUUAAUUUUACAUUUAACGUCUCUCAUUGGGAGCUGCGUGUUUUAUGAAAGUGUAAACUGUUACAAAUAAACACU